This is a messenger RNA of Cucurbita pepo subsp. pepo (vegetable marrow), 1858 nucleotides long. The record is from RefSeq and is a predicted model, not a curated record. Lineage: Eukaryota; Viridiplantae; Streptophyta; Magnoliopsida; Cucurbitales; Cucurbitaceae.
CUAAUCCUACAGAAAGGAGUCGUGGGGCAAAAGUAAUGGGCGGAGGGGUUUGCUUCAAAGCCAACCGAAUCUCACUCCUUUCCUAGCCUCCUCUCACUUACAUUGCAUCUUCUUCUUCUUCUUCUUCUUCGCCUCCUCUGUUCUAUAUAUAUAUAACUUCCUGUCUCAUCCUUUUCCAUAUCAGACCUCUUUCUUUGCAUCAAUGGCGGAAACCCCAGAUGAAAAUCAAGCCCAAUUCAUCAAGGGAAAGCGAACCAAACGCACCAGGCCUCCCUCUGUUGCUUCAUCUUCCAGCGCGGAUUGUUCCAGUUCGUCGGCGGGGCUUACAGAGCAAGAAGAAGAAGAUCAAGAUUUGGCCAAUUGUUUGAUUCUUUUGGCGCAGGGGAGAACAGGGGAUUGCGCCUCUGUUUUGGUUCAACACAAUCAAUCUCUGUUUGCUUAUCAGUGCAAGACUUGCGAUCGUUGUUUUCCUUCUUUUCAAGCCUUGGGUGGACAUAGAGCUAGCCAUAAGAAACCCAAAAUCUCUAAUUCUCUUCAAACCCACGACCCUCAAUUUCACCUCUCCUUGCAGUUAUCCACCGGCCGACCACCGGCGAGUUUCGCCGCCGGUGACGUUGUUAAAUCUAAGGUUCAUGAGUGUUCCAUUUGUGGAGCGGAGUUUUCUUCUGGGCAGGCACUUGGUGGUCAUAUGAGACGACAUAGAGCGUUGACCUCUACGGCGUCGGUGGCGAGUAGAGGUGCUGCUGCUACGCCGCAGUUGCAGGAGUUAAUGAUUAAGAAAGAGAGGAAUCUGUUGGAGUUGGAUCUUAACCUUCCAGCGCCUGAGGAUGACCGGCACCGGACGGCGGUGGCUGUGUUCUCCGCCGCAUCGUCGCUGGUGGAUUGUCAUUACUAAUUGUUCUUUAUUAUAAUAUUCGUUCAGAGAAUUUGAUAGGAGAAAAAUCAUGAAUUUAUAAGCAAAGAAUUGAUACGAGAUAUUUUAGAGUCAUCAGGGUCAAUAAGAUUUGACAGCUUGGUCCUGGUCCAUUUAUUGUAGGCCCAAUGAGGCCCAACUUUGAAGUCAAAAGUUGGGAGCUGGCCUGCUGGGCCGGGCGACUUUUACAGCUGAAGAAGAAACUAUAAAUGGCGGUUCCCGGCUUGGAUGACGAUGGCGGUUACGAGGACGAUAAUGCUCUCUUUGAAGAGGACGGUGUCAUCGAGUUCGAUUUCGAUACUCCCACUCACCUCCGCGACCUUGCUAAUGCCGUCCAGCUCGGCGAAUUUAAUGGCCUACGCACCUCUCUAGUUACUGAUGGAAAGAGGGGCAAAUUUGGAGGUUCAAGAUGAAGAUGGUGCCAUUCCUUUGCAUGAUGCUUGUGCAGGGAGUUUUGUAGAGAUUGUUCAACUCCUUCUAAACAGUGCUAAUGACAGAGAAUGCGUGAAGAGGAUGCUAGAAUCAGUUGAUUCUGGAGGUGACACUGUGAGCAUGCCGCAGUUAUAAGGUAGCUGCUGGCUUCAGUGGCAUCCCCCACCAAGGAAAAUACAUACGGGAAGGCCCCAACUGAACUAGCCGAUUCAGGGACGGAGGCCAGAACGAGUUUGGAAGCUGCCUCAGCUCACAUGGCGGUGGGGUAUUAGUAGGCUCCAUCUUACAGGCUGCUUAAAAUGACUCGGGAGUGGUACAGUUUUCUUUGACCUGGUCAUACAUGUUUAUUCUACAAUAGAGCUGCAAAAUAUAAUUGAAAAUUUGAAAAAUUGAUAUUCAUUGAUUAAUGUAGAAGAUUAAAUUAUGUCAUUGAUUGACUUCAAGUUCAACAUUGAUUCACUUAAUACCCAUUGUUGGUUGAUUUAUGAAGCUUGUUGAUCAACCUUUAAUUUC